Molecule: messenger RNA, 222 nt
Organism: Protopolystoma xenopodis
Lineage: Eukaryota; Metazoa; Platyhelminthes; Monogenea; Polystomatidea; Polystomatidae
Source: the annotation of a GenBank genome assembly
AUGUGUGGACGGAUGGUCCGGCAAAAGGUUUCGGACAGAAGCGAGAUCCGCUGUGAACUCGAGAAGGGCUUCUUGGGGUAUCUUUUGGGCAGCAUCAAGACUGCAAUGUUUAUCAAUUUUCGCGAGUUCUGCCUCCCACCUGCAGCGUUAGGCAACACAACCGGUACAUGCCCUUCUCUAGCAGACUGGAUAGUAACGCAUAGUCGGGCCUUAUGGCUUUGA